GAACAAAGAAAAUUCAUCACCCUUAGAAUCAAAUCAAAUGCAAGGUAAAAAUAAACCGAAAAAGAGGAAGAUAGCCGAAACCUCUAACGUUAUCACAGAAACACUGCCAUCUGCAGAAUCAGAACCUGUUGAAAUUGAGGUUGAGAUUGCUGAGGGGACAGUUGAAGUGGAAGAUGAUGGCAUCAAAACACUUGAAGUAGCUUCUGCAGAGCAAUCUAUAAAGUACAUACAGACAACGGGUACAUCAGAUGAAUCUGCUUUGGCUCUUUUGGCAGAUAUCACCAGUAAGUAUCGUCAGGGAGAGACAAAAUGCCAGAUCCAAGAAGGUGAUAGUGCAACUGAUCCCUCAUGCAAACAGGAACACAUGAAAACACAUUCUACUGAGAGUUACAAGUGUGACAUAUGCAAUAAAAGGUACCUACGAGAGAGUGCUUUGAAACAGCACCUCACCUGUUACCACUUUGAUGAAGGUGGUGCCAGCAAGAAGCAAAGACCUGGCAAAAAAAUACAUAUAUGCCAGUACUGUGAUAAGCAGUUUGACCACUUUGGACAUUUUAAAGAGCAUCUCCGGAAGCACACAGGUGAAAAACCAUUUGAAUGUCCAAACUGCCAUGAACGUUUCGCUAGGAAUAGCACACUCAAAUGUCACCUGACGGCCUGUCAGUCUGGAGCUGGAGCUAAAAAGGGAAGAAAGAAGCUGUAUGAAUGUCAGGUUUGUAACAGUGUGUUUAACAGCUGGGAUCAAUUUAAAGAUCACUUGGUAAUACAUACCGGUGACAAACCCAACCACUGUACCUUAUGUGAUUUGUGGUUUAUGCAAGGCAGUGAGCUGAGAAGGCAUCUCAAAGACACACACAAUAUUUCAGAACAAAUAGUGACAGAAGAGGUUCUUCCAGUGGAAGUUGUGGAAGCUGAACCAGUAACAUCAAUGACUAUAAUAGAACAAGUGGAGCAAGUCCAUGUCUUACCAGUAAUCCAGGUACAAGUGAAUUCUGCACAGGUAACGGUGGAACAGAUGCACCAGGACCUCGUACAGGACAAUCAAGUCAAAGGCACUCAGAUAGAUGAACUGCAAGAACAGGUGCAAAUUAGUUACGUGGAAGUUGAACACAUUCAGACUGAACAAGGUGCUGAAGUUCAUGUGGAGCAGUUACAUGUUGAGCAUGUAAAUCAAAUACAGAUGGAAGAAGUACAGGCAGAACUUAUAGAUGGAACAGACCUGGAACAAGUAGAAUAUGAAAGUGUUGAUCGAGGAGAAGCAGAAGAAAAGGAAACUAGUCAAGUAGAUGAUAUAGAUAAGAAAGAUUAUGAACAAGCUGAAGACUUAAACUCAACAGUUAGUGGGGACACAGAAUGA
This is a messenger RNA of Phaethon lepturus (White-tailed tropicbird), 1357 nucleotides long. Its product is annotated as zinc finger protein 131-like. Gene Ontology annotation, biological process: regulation of transcription by RNA polymerase II. The record is from RefSeq and is a predicted model, not a curated record. Gene Ontology annotation, molecular function: RNA polymerase II cis-regulatory region sequence-specific DNA binding; DNA-binding transcription factor activity. Lineage: Eukaryota; Metazoa; Chordata; Aves; Phaethontiformes; Phaethontidae. The transcript is spliced from 4 exons. The annotation marks the transcript as partial.